UAUAAGAGGAGAAGAGAAGGAAGCAAAGAGAAGUAGAAGGCGCUCUGGUGGGAUCCUCACGGACAGAAGAAGAUUGCAGUCAGUUCAUCAAACAACCAAGCCAAUGGGGUGGACAAUUGCUCUACACGGAGGCGCUGGCGACAUCGCGCGCUCUAUGCCUGCCGAACGUCGCAUCCCCCGGGAGACCGCCCUCCGCCACUGCCUCGAUAUUGGGGUUGCUGCUCUCAAAGCCAACAAACACCCCUUGGACGUUGUUGAACUUGUGGUGCGAGAACUGGAAAAUAUUCCAAACUUUAAUGCAGGUAGGGGAUCUGUCCUAACCACGGCAGGGACAGUUGAGAUGGAGGCUUGCAUCAUGGAUGGCAAGACAAAGAAAUGCGGUGCUGUUUCUGGUCUUACAACUGUUGUUAACCCCAUAUCUCUGGCACGAUUGGUCAUGGAAAAGACUCCUCAUAUAUAUUUGGCAUUUGAUGGAGCAGAGGCUUUUGCAAGGGAACAAGGGGUUGAGACUGUUGAUCCGAGCCAUUUUAUUACUCAAGAUAAUAUUGAAAGGCUUAAUCAGGCAAAAGAAGCCAACAGAGUUCAGAUUGAUUAUACACAACCUAUUCAAAAAGAAGGGAAGGUAGAAGAAACACACGUUGCUGAUGGUGACAGCCAAAUUGGAACAGUUGGUCGUGUGGCUGUUGAUAGUCAUGGAAAUUUGGCUGCUGCAACAUCUACUGGUGGAUUUGUGAACAAAAUGGUGGGUAGGAUUGGGGACACACCAAUCAUAGGUUCUGGGACAUAUGCCAACCGGCUCUGUGCAGUUUCUGCCACAGGCAAAGGAGAAGAAAUAAUACGUGGUACUGUUGCAAGGGAUGUGGCUGCUCUCAUGGAAUUCAAAGGUCUUUCUCUCAAGGAAGCUGCAGCUUAUGUUGUGGAGGAGAGUACUCCAAAAGGCAAUGUUGGGUUGGUUGCUGUAUCUGCAACAGGAGAAGUUACCAUGGCCUUUAAUACCACGGGCAUGUUUCGAGCUUGUGCCACUGAAGAUGGAUAUACAGAAUUCGGAAUAUGGCCUUCUCCCAAGUGAUUCAGGUCAGCUACAACAACUUUGCUAUAAUAACUUUUGCAAUAACGUAAGGAGCAUGGUUGAAAAGUCUAUAGAAGUACCUAAGAAGUUAAAAUAAUGAAAAAAAUCUAGCAAAUGCCCCACUUGUAGAAAUCAAGAGGACAGGAGCCGUUGAAGAGGUGAGAAAUCAAAGUCUUGAUUGCUAAAGAAAUUGACUUAAAAUAUAUCUCAUUCCUUGAUGUGUUGCUGUUCUGUGAGGCUUGUGCUUGUAGCUUUUGUUUUGGUGUUUGUGAGUUGGAUGAUUUGUCUGUCUUGUGCUAGUUUGUUUGUGUAAUGGGAUAGAGUACUCUCUGUAGCAUAAAUAAUAAAAUCUUAUAUUUGCU
Messenger RNA from Rubroshorea leprosula, 1431 nucleotides. The record is from the annotation of a GenBank genome assembly. Lineage: Eukaryota; Viridiplantae; Streptophyta; Magnoliopsida; Malvales; Dipterocarpaceae.